Molecule: messenger RNA, 1126 nt
Organism: Pistacia vera
Lineage: Eukaryota; Viridiplantae; Streptophyta; Magnoliopsida; Sapindales; Anacardiaceae
Exons: 9
Coding region: 193-792 (199 amino acids)
Biological process (GO): mitochondrial respiratory chain complex I assembly; response to oxidative stress
Cellular component (GO): membrane
Source: RefSeq, a predicted model, not a curated record
ACCUAUUCAAAGGAUAGGCGGAACCGAGGUGGAAUGGAUAUUUAUUCGGGUCGAGAGACAAACCCAAAUUAAACCCAGCUUCUCAAUACAACAUACAUCCCGGCAACACCAGUGAACGUGAAAGCAUAAAUUUUGAUUCAUUUCUCUCCAUUUUAUUCAGCUCUUGAUUGUUUAAUAUUGUAAAAGAGAUAAAUGUCGAAGCUUUUUUCAAGACUUGCUGGGUUUUUCAGCGGCCGGAGUUUGGCGGGUAUGGACAAAGCAGGGAACCGCUACUUCACUAGAACCGAAGAGCUUGAUGGAAUCAUGAAAGAGAAAAGAUGGGUGGUGUUUAAAGGAGAACAAGAUCCAACCUCAAUUCCAGUUGAAUGGAUAUGUUGGCUGAAUGGGCAGCGUAAAAAAGCUCCAACACCAGAGGAAAUGGCUGAUCUGGAAGCAAGGCGUGAACGUGUUAAGCUUAAUGUUGCUCUUCUCAAGAAAGAAGAAGAGGAAAAGAGAGCCAGAGAAGGCAGUAUUCCCAGAGGCACAAGCAUUGGUAAAAUUGGAGGUCCAGACUUGAAAAGUUUCAUCAAGCAAUUUCCAACUGCAUCAGAAGUUCUGCCUUUGAUACUGAAAAUGCUUAUUUUUUAUUUCGUUGUUCUUGAAGGUGAAAGGCGUACAGAAGCUUCUGAUUCAAAGGAUGGUGAAAGGACUAAAGAAACAGAAGCAGAAAAAGCAAGACCCGUUCCAGAGUCUUCGGAACCAACAGGAACAGGCGCAUCCUACAGACCAGGGAUAUGGCAACCACCGACAUGAUGACUCUCACAUGACAUUACAAGAGGUUUCAUUACUAUUAUUUUUUCUGGUCCUCACCCUUGAUGAUUCUGAUUGUCAUCCAAUCAUCAUAACCAGACUCGACUUUAUUGAUGAAACACGUCAUUAAUCGACGAGGCUUUUGUUGCAGCACCCGAAAAAACACAUUCGUUUUCACAUAAAUGUUGUUUGAUCUUCACCUCAAAAAGGGGUAAAGAAUUGUUGGAAUAAGGCUUCUGAAAAUUUUCGGUGUGUGACUCGUGCUACACACGUAUGCAAAAGUCAUACAUGGAAUUCAUGUUAUCAAUGUAUAAUUUUGAGUAUCGCAUGAAGAAUA